AUGGCGUCGGCCUCGAUCCCGUUCAAACGGCUGGUGCGCUUCAUACCGAGAUCAGACUCGUCCAAGAUCUUCAUUGGACAGCCUCACGACGACACUCUCGACGUCGGUCUAGCGCUGCGAAAUGGCCAGGACGUGAAAGUCGACGUCUUCUCCGGCACGUCAGUCCUAUCGCCAGGUCAGGCGACGGGCACGAGUGCAGUCAUCGAUCGAGUCCUGUCACCAUUGCACAUUUCUGAAGUCGGCACGAUUCGAUGUGUCGGUUUGAAUUACAAGCAGCACGCAGCUGAAGUCAACAUGGCCUUGCCUACCGUACCGACGGUGUUUUUGAAACCAGCCACGGCGCUAGGCGACCCGUGGCCCGCGCCGACGGUGUUGCCCAAACUCACCCAACUCGAUGACUGCGGCGACUACGAGUCGGAACUCGCGGUGGUGCUGGGCCGGACGGCCAAGAACGUGCCCGAGUCCGAAGCGCUGGACUACGUCCUGGGGUACACGGCGUGCAACGACGUCUCGAGCCGGACGAGCCAGUUCGCGCAGAGCCAGUGGAGUUUCUCCAAGGGCUUCGACACGUCGUGCCCGCUGGGGCCGACGCUCGUGUCGCCCGCGCUGAUUCCGGACCCGUCGAAGCUGCGUGUCCGCGGCGUCAAGAACGGCGACCAGCUCCUCCAGGACUGCGGGACCGACGACCUGAUCUUCUCCGUCGCCCAGCUGGUGAGCUUCAUCUCGCAGGGCACCACGCUCCCCGCGGGGACCGUGAUCAUCACGGGCACCCCUGCCGGGGUGGGCGUCGGGAAGAAGCCCAAAGUCACCAUCAAGGCGGGCGAUGAGUUUCACGUCGAGAUCCUGCCGCACAUCGGGACGCUGGUGAAUGUGUUUGAGAAUGAGGAAUGA
Messenger RNA from Exophiala spinifera, 891 nucleotides. RefSeq lists its product as uncharacterized. The transcript is spliced from 4 exons. Gene Ontology annotation, molecular function: acetylpyruvate hydrolase activity. The record is from RefSeq and is a predicted model, not a curated record. The coding region runs from base 1 to 891 and encodes 296 amino acids. NCBI's taxonomy places the organism in Eukaryota, Fungi, Ascomycota, Eurotiomycetes, Chaetothyriales, Herpotrichiellaceae.